Molecule: messenger RNA, 456 nt
Organism: Mollisia scopiformis
Lineage: Eukaryota; Fungi; Ascomycota; Leotiomycetes; Helotiales; Mollisiaceae
Product: proteasome maturation factor UMP1
Exons: 2
Coding region: 1-456 (151 amino acids)
Biological process (GO): proteasome assembly
Cellular component (GO): cytoplasm; nucleus
Source: RefSeq, a predicted model, not a curated record
AUGGCAAUGCGCAUCGCACCCCCCUCCUCCCACUCAACCACACACUCGCACCUCACCUCCGCCUCCGCCCCUUCCGCCCCCGGCCUCCACGACACCCUCCGCCACGGCAUCGGCCCCUCAACCAGCACCUCCACGCAGAGCAUCCCGGACAGCGCCCACCCACUCGAAUCGCGCCUCAAGGCCUGGGAAGCCACGCAAGAGAGCCUGAAGAUGGAGGGCCUGCGCCGCACAUUCGGCAUCAGCGAGCCGAUCCGCAGAGGCAUGGAACUGAAGAUCACGAGAGAGGGAGAGUGGAGACCUGCUGUGCUGGGAGGAGGGCUGGAGAGUAGUGUUCAUGAGGAUAUUUUGAGGGGGACGGAUGCGAUGUGUCAGUGGGAGGAUGUGUUUAAGGGGGAUGAGACGAGGAGUGUGCCGGGUUUCCAUGAGGAGGUUGAGAGGAAGGUUCGGAUGCAGUAG